Molecule: messenger RNA, 1455 nt
Organism: Penicillium canariense
Lineage: Eukaryota; Fungi; Ascomycota; Eurotiomycetes; Eurotiales; Aspergillaceae
Product: cytochrome P450
Exons: 3
Coding region: 1-1455 (484 amino acids)
Molecular function (GO): monooxygenase activity; heme binding; iron ion binding
Source: RefSeq, a predicted model, not a curated record
AUGUCGAUAUCCCUGUCAGUGUUAUCCUGGAUUAGUUACACGGCCCUUGCAGGCGGGCUUUACCUGCUGGGUCUAGUCAUCCAUCGGCUUUAUCUAAGUCCACUGCGACAUUUCCCCGGUCCCAAAUUGGCGGCCGCGACGCAAUGGUACGUGACAUACUAUGAGAUGUGGUAUCGUGGAGGGGGCAUGUUUACCAGGCACAUUAAGGAGCUGCAUGCCAAAUAUGGCCCCAUUGUGCGGAUAAACCCUUGGGAACUCCAUAUUGACGACCCGGAGUUUUAUGAGACCAUUUAUCCCCCGUCCGCCUCAUUCGAUAAGUUAUCUGUGUUUGAAAAUCGGUUCGGCAUCCCAACGGCAGCCUUCUCGACGGCAGCCCACGCGGUGCACAAGAAACGUCGAGCGGCCUUAAGCCUGUUCUUCACCAAAAGUCGAAUUCAAGCGCGUUCCCCUUCCUACAGCAGCUCAUUGACAAGAUCUCUGGCUUAUGGCGAUGAACCCAGUUUCAUCAACACACCAACAUGGCAGACACCUUUCGUGUGCGCCAUGGAUGCUCUGGUGAAGUCUAUCCACUUGAACUGUCAGUUUCCUUUUAUGGUUCCGCUAGCAAAUGCGAUUCCGGAAUGGAUACUGUUGAAAACACCUUCUUUUGGGCCAGUUGUGCAAUUUCGCCGGUCGCUCGAUGAGCGGAUUAGACGUCUUUUCGACCCAGAAGAAAAGAGACAGGCAGCUGAAGAGCCCAGUUAUAAGAAUGCGACAGUAUUUGAGGUGCUGCUCGCUUCUUCUCUACCUCCGGAGGAGCUCACCCAAACGCGCCUGCAACACGAAGCCGUGAGUAUAGUCGGAGCAGGAUUUGAUACAACACGUGAGAUGCUGGCAACAAUCGCAUACCAUGUUCUGGCCAACCCGGAAACCUAUCGUAAGCUACGCGACGAGCUGCAUACCGCCAUACCCGACCCAUCACAGAUUCUUACCUGGGCCGAGCUACAACAACUGCCCUAUCUUUCUGCUUGGAUCGAAGAGGGGCUACGUAUUGGAUUCGGUACCGUGCAACGAAGUCCUCGGAUUUCUCCCACGCCGUUCAUCUACGGCAAGUAUACCAUCCCGCCUGGUACCCCUAUCUCGGAAGAUACAUACCACAUGCACACCAACGAGCAUGUUUUUCCAGAUCCGAAAACUUAUCGUCCAGAGCGGUGGCUGGGAAAUCUACGGGGCUCGGAUGGUGUUAAGCAGCUCAGCAGAUAUAACGUCGCAUUUGGGCGUGGGGGGAGGAUGUGUUUGGGGAUGCAAUUGGCUUAUGCAGCGAUGUAUAUGAUGAUUACGACUUUGAUUCGUCGAUUUGAUUUUGAGUUGUUCGAGACGACUUGCGAGGAUGUGGAAUUUUAUUACGAUUGGCUGGUUCCCCAUGCCCAGCUGAAUAGUAAGGGGGUGCCGGUGCUUGUUGAAAUGGCAUCGUAG